UUCCUUUCCCUACAAGAGCAAGUUUUAUCUCAAAAUGCCUCAGAAGUGACUGUUAAAGAACUUUUAAAGAAAGUAGCUGACUCUCAAAUAGAAAAAGGUACUUCAUUUCAUUUCCCAUACUCUCUAUACAAAAGAUAAGGAAUCUAUCCUUCAUUCAUUCACUUGGCCUUCUUUGGGCACUAUGAUGAAACACUACUUCGAAGAGAAUUUAAAGUCUUUGACAAUAAUGCGUUUGUUACACUCUGGGUCAGCUCUAUACUACUAGAAAUAGCUAGAUUUAGUGAAGGCAAGCAUCCAUCAGACAUUAACCAACUCUUGAAUGCUAUAGAAGCAAUAUCCAUGUAUCAUGACAAGAAUUAUGGUCAUGACACAUCUCUGUUGGUGUUUUGGCCACAGGAAUAUAAUGAGGCAACUGGUGUGUGGCUCUGUCGUCCUGUUAACAUAGGAAAAACCAUGGAUUUUGGCAAUAAAGCUGAACCAGUUGUGAAAAGGAUGUUUACUGAUAUAGGAUUACAGGGACUAUGGAAUGAAAUAAGUCCCCUCGUUAAUGAAAUACUUACUGCAAGCAGUGCUUUCUAUAUACCGGCUGACUUUGAUGACACAUUCGUCAAUAUUGGUUUUGGUUCUCUACUGAAAAACUAUCAGUCUGUAUCUCGGGAGCCUUACCUCUCGUGGUUGAGUAGUAACUCGAAUUUAGAAUCUGCCAUUGCAGCUCUGAAGAAAUAUUCAUACAAGCCAUUUAGCAGCGAGUUUGACAGCAAAGCAAUAGAUCCAAGGACAUACUUUUACAUGAGACACUUUCUUGAGGAAGCAAAAUCAAAAGGAGAAUUGUCUUUAGUUACUACUUGGGUUCAAAGCCUUAGUGAGUCUAGGGAUAAUUUCUAUAAUCAUUAUACAAUGCCUUUCAACGUUAAUAAUGUUGAUCUGACUGUAUCUGCUAAUGUAUUGUAUGGACUAACUGCAGCAGUACUGUCUGAUAUGCAAGAUCCUAAUAGCUGGUUUGAUGAGGAGGUUCAAAUGAUUUAUCUCAACACAACUUCUCUUGUAAUGUAUGAAAUAUCAAACAACUUCUCAUCAAGGCCUGACUUAGCACUGACCUACUAUCCAUCAGUCUUUAACUUCUACUGGUUUACAUCUCGUAUACUAAACCUGCUAAACUCUUAUGACCAAUUACCAUAUCCUGUUAUGCAGACUGUCAAAAUGAGAAUGAGUUCUACUUUGCGAGGAGAAGGAACAAAUGACAUUCUUCGACGUGCUACAAGACAUAAUGACUUUAUUUACUUUGAUGACUUUUUAGGUGAUAACGAUAAAAACUUGUAUGGUGAACGUGUUAAUCGUGGAGACGACCGUAUUUCUUCAACAGCUAUGGCUGUCAAUGCUUUGUUUUAUAUCUGGGCUAAUGCCAGUGGUGUGUUGCUCACUGACACUCCUGAGCCAGUAACAUAUACAUUAAUAAUGGCUUGUCAUUGGCUAAGUGAUAAUGCACUGAGUGAUAGACUGGAGCAUAUUAACGCCUUCUUCUCUGGAUCAGUAAAAUUAGGCUCUGUUGACAUACCCUUCUUUUAUCCCUUGAACUAUAUUGAAAGAGUUAAUGGCUCAUUGAUUUCAUCAGACCAUCAUUUCCUAGGCUCUGAUAGUGAUGUUAUAAGUGCUGUAAUUGGUACCAUACAAGAAGAUAGAUACAAGGAGCUCUUGGAGCACAAACAUUAUGGUUAUAAGACCCCGACUGAGUUUCACGGCUUUAACUCCAAACAUGUUCCAUUUCCAUUCUGGUCUUCCACCAUCUUGACAGAUGCUUCAUCUGCACUGGCUUUGACACAAUGUACUCUUAAUAACAUGUAGACCUGUAGUUUCAUAACCUUUCUCUACUAAUCCUUUCUCUCUACCCUUUUAAGCCGUCUUUUUUGGUUAAAAAUUUAUUGCUAAUA
Messenger RNA from Amphimedon queenslandica, 1928 nucleotides. RefSeq lists its product as uncharacterized. The transcript is spliced from 5 exons. Lineage: Eukaryota; Metazoa; Porifera; Demospongiae; Haplosclerida; Niphatidae. Bases 340 to 1842 code for a protein of 500 amino acids. The record is from RefSeq and is a predicted model, not a curated record.